Molecule: messenger RNA, 5205 nt
Organism: Xiphias gladius (swordfish)
Lineage: Eukaryota; Metazoa; Chordata; Actinopteri; Istiophoriformes; Xiphiidae
Gene: rap1gds1
Product: RAP1, GTP-GDP dissociation stimulator 1
Exons: 15
Coding region: 373-2196 (607 amino acids)
Biological process (GO): positive regulation of GTPase activity
Cellular component (GO): cytosol
Molecular function (GO): guanyl-nucleotide exchange factor activity; protein binding
Source: RefSeq, a predicted model, not a curated record
UGCUCUCUGGGCGAAAUGACUGUGGCAUGAGACUGAGCCAGUCGUCCGGGGGAGCGCCAGCCAGCAGGUCUUGACUGUUGGUGUGAAUAUGAGAGGAAGUCAGAUGUGUUAACCUGGUAGUCAGCCGGUGUACAGGCCGCUGCACAGCAGCAUCCAUCUAAGCGGGACUGCCCGACCGGCCCGGCGGCUGCUGUCGCUUCCUAACUGGCUAGCUAGCUAGCUAACCUAAACCCGCUAACUUCACCAGUUUGAGGCGGUUUAAGGGACGAACAGUGUGGGGAAAGCGGGGCCUGCGGCUAGUACGACUCGGUUUACAGCUGCCCUGGAGAGCUUAGCACCCCGGUUUAUUUUCCGGAGCAACAUCCUGCUAAGAUGGACAACCUGAGUGAAGCCCUGGAGAAGCUGAAGCUAGCGUCUACAGACAGCGCCACGGACAGCGUGGAGAGCUGUCUGGACUGCCUGCUCAAAGCGCUUGCCAACAACAACACCGAGGCCAGUGUGAAGAUCCAGGAGAUGGGCGUUCUUCCCUUGCUCCCUAACCUACUAAACCCCCAGUCUUCCUGUACUCCUAAAGUAGCCAACGUCAUAGCUGAGGUGGCCAAAAACGAGUUCAUGCGGAGUCCCUGUGUUGAAGCUGGCCUCAUCCCUCCUCUAAUUCAGCUGUUAAACUCCACCGACCAGGAGUUGUUACUGCAGACCGGCCGAGCUCUUGGCAAUAUCUGUUAUGACAGCCAUGAGGGCAGGAGUGCAGUUGACCUGGCAGGAGGGGCUCAGAUAGUAGCUGAACACAUUAAAUCCCUCUACCAAAAUACUGAGCCGGAAAAUGAGAAGCUCUUGACUGUCUUUUGUGGCAUGCUGAUGAACUAUAGCAAUGAUAAUGAUUCCUUACAAGCCCAGCUGAUCAAUAUGGGUGUGAUUCCCACUCUGGUGACGCUGCUAGGCAUCCAUUCCCACAACACAGCCCUGACAGAGAUGUGUCUAAUUGCCUUUGGGAAUUUGGCUGAGCUUGAGUCCAGCAAAGAGCAGUUUGCCUCCACCAACAUUGCUGAGGAGCUGGUGCAUCUCUUCCAAAAGCAGACAGAACAUGAGAAGAAGGAAAUGAUUUUUGAGGUCCUGGCUCCACUUGCAGAAAAUGAUGUGAUAAAGCUGCAGCUGGUGGAGGCGGGCUUGGUGGAGUGUCUGCUGGAGGUGGUGGCUCACACUGUGGAUGGGGAGAGGGAGGAGGACAUCGCCCAACUCAAGACUGCCUCCGACCUCAUGGUUCUCCUUCUCCUGGGAGAUGAGUCCAUGCAGAAGCUGUUUGAGGGAGGAAAGGGCAGUGUCUUCCAGCGGGUCCUGUCCUGGAUACCAUCUCAUAACCAUCAGCUGCAGCUGGCGGGGGCUCUGGCUAUUGCCAAUUUUGCUCGCAACGAUGGGAAUUGCAUCCACAUGGUGGACACUGGUAUUGUGCAGAAGCUUCUGGAGCUGUUGGAUCGGCAUGUUGAGGAAGGCAAUGUCACAGUUCAACACGCAGCUCUCAGCGCCCUGAGGAACCUGGCCAUACCUGUGGUAAACAAAUCCAAGAUGCUGUCAGCAGGCGUAGCAGACGUGGUGUUGAAGUUCUUGCAAUCAGAGAUGCCUCCAGUCCAGUUUAAACUCUUGGGAACAUUACGUAUGCUCAUCGAUACACAAGCUGAAGCCGCUGACCAGUUGGGAACCAAUGUGAAACUGGUGGAGAGACUAGUGGAGUGGUGUGAAGCCAAAGAUCACGCGGGAGUGAUGGGCGAGUCCAACAGGCUCCUGUCAGCCCUCAUUAGACACAGCAAGUCCAAGGAAGUCGUCAGAACUGUCAUCCAGGGAGGAGGAGUCAAGCAUUUAGUUACCAUGGCAACUAGUGAGCACAUGAUUAUGCAGAAUGAAGCACUGGUGGCUUUGGGUCUCAUAGCAGCACUGGAUUUGGUUGCAGCUGAGAAGGACUUUGUUGGAGCCAACCUGGUGUCAGUGCUUCACAAGCUGCUGUCAGAUGAGAGGAGUGCUCCAGAGAUCAAGUACAACUCUAUGAUCCUCAUCUGUGCAGUCAUGGGCUCAGAGCCUCUUCACAAAGAAGUCCAGAGCCUGGCGUUCAUCGACGUGGUGUCCAAGCUGAGGGCUCAUGAAAACAAGACGGUAUCACACCAGGCAUCGCUCACAGAGCAGCGACUAACUGCCCAGAGCUAAAUGACUGUGUCCAAGACCCACCCACCCAACCACCCACUUAAACGCCUGCCUGACCACCUAAUCACCCAAUGACACCUCAUGACUGCUCUCCCCUGUGCCCCAUUGUCAUGUGCCAAGGUACCAUGUCGCGUUAACUGCCAGCCAGACAUAGAGUUCUGUCUCUACCCUCGACCCUCUGCCCUGCUCACCUCUAUUAGGGUUAGACUGAUGUGGGUUUUAGAACGCCAGUACUUUAUGCUUCUAUUCAAAUCAUAAAUCUGAGCUUUUUCUAAUAGAAUUUUUAUUUUGACGAGAAUUUACCCAGAGUUAAAUACUUGUUAGGGUGGAAAAGCCUCUGAAACUGUUUUUAGACUACCAUGGGACACCAAAACUCUCCUCUGAAAGCCAUAAUAACGAGAUUUAUUUAGGUAGGUUAGCAGGUCCUUAAGGCAGGGUGAGGCAGGCUUCAUUUCAGGCUUUACAGACUGACACCCCUUAAAUGCUCAAUAGAGUGAUUUGUCUAGAGGUCGACACCACUGACUUGCUGGUAUGUUUUUGUUUGUUUUUUUUAAAUUGAUGCAUCAGUCUAGCCCUAGUCCCCACCUCUACUUGUGCAUGCCUCUUCUGCUACAAGUAGCUCCACAGGAGCUGAGGCGCCAUAGACAGCCUAACGCAAUAGAUUAAGAGACGACACUCUUUUACGACCAUAGCUGUGAUCCCAUCUGCCGGUAACCCACCAGUGAAAAUGUGCACAAAAGAACAAAAAAAAUGACCUUCCUGUCGUGAUUUUCUUUCAUUUUUAAGAAAAAGCAGCCAUCCAUGAUGUGCCCAGUUGUGUCUCAUGUAGCUCAAGUAUAAAUUGACUAGAAACUGUGCAUGUUUUAGUCCUGUUGGUGUGCCAGUGUUCACUUUACCUCUCUACCGCUCGCAUACUCCAAACUACAGCGUGCCCUCUUCUACUAACACCUCCAGUCUUGUUUUUGCACUUGUUCUUUAAGACUUGGAUCUAGAGAUUUUAUUCAGAUUUUUAAUUCCACGGUUGUCCAAACACAUUCCCCCUGGUCCAACAGCUGUACAGUGAAGAUAGAGGCUCCAUAAGUUUCCAUGCCAUUGCUGAAAGAGAAUCAUGCAAGAACCAGGUGAAGCAAAUGUAGUGAAGAACAGGGCUGUAGUCAAGGUUGCCAUUGUUAGUUGAAUUCAGUUCUGCUCCAAGACUUGAGUGUAGCCAAGUUAAUGUCAAGACAAGGUAAAAAUAGGAAACUGAAAGUGUGUCUUUUCCAAUGGAAAUGUAAUGCUUUAUAAAUUUAACCGUCAACAAGAGACGUACAACUCUGUUCGCCUUCAUCCAAUGCUGUCUUAUAAUAUGUAUCACAGUCUUGAAUUGCCAUAUCUCAGAUGUUUUAGUUACUGAACGGCUCAUAAGAUUGAUUAUGGUAAGAAUCCUUGAAAUACGAACACACCAGAUGGUAGCCAAUAUUCUUAGCAAGAUAUAAAGUGGGGAAAAAACAAUGUCAGGUGGGUGCAAAGUAGAGCCCAACCAAUAUAUCGGUCGACCGAUGUAACGGUAUAUUGGCCUGUGACAGACAUAUCGGUAUCCAGGUAUAUGAGGUCCAAUAUGCGCCGAUAUGAUAACUUUUUAUUACAGAACAUAAUGGCAGAAAAGGAUGCUUGGGGUAAUUUAGAAAUAGUGUCAUCACAGUUUGUCCAGCAGAGUGCACUCUGACUCCCCUGUUAACAAUGCUCUCAGCACUGUGUGCAGCACAUGUAGCAGAGUACGCGUCCCAUCUGAACAUACGAUGGUGUAGAGUCGAGCGGUGUCUUCACGGUAGGUUGUUAACUAGAAAUACGUUGCUGGAUAUAUAUAAUAUGUAUAUAUGUAUAAAAACUCCCUAAAAUUGGUAUCGGCAUCAGCUCCAAAACUUCAGUAUCGGUCAGGCUUUAGUGCAAAGUAAUAAAAAAUGUGAUUUAGCCUGACUAAGGAAGACACCAUGUAAAAUAAAAGAUGGCGCAAGAUGUCUUUUUUGCCAGUCUUUGAUUUCAGAUGGUUAGUAUUGACUUGAAUUAGAGACCUUUCUUGGUCAGACUAAAUCUUGUGUUUUGUUUUUCCACCCGCCUGACAGUUUUCUCCCACUGUAUACAUUGCUGAGAAAGUAGGUAAUUUAACAUCAGUCCAAUCAAUGCAUCAAAGGCUGACACACUGCUUAGGUAAGUCUUUCAUUUGUGGUGCUGUGGACAGAAUUCAAGAAAAUAUCAAUAAAAGGUCAUUUUUUUAAAUAUUUUUAGAUGAACAGAAAAUGGGAGAAUUAGCUCUCAAGAGAAGCUAAGAACAAGUUAAAGUCAAAGUUGGCAUGAGACUAAGAUAGAAAAGUAGGCUGAAGAACUUCGGCAUAACAUCAAGAUUUACUCCCUGAUCCUGUUUUAUAACACAAUAAUGCCCCAAAAGCUCUGUUUAAAAAAAAAAACUAAAAAAAAAAAAAAAGCAGGCUGUGUAAUUUGAACAUUAUGAAAUAAAGCAGGCACCAUUCCUACAAGUGUGUGUGUACGGUUUGUAUGUGUGUGUUCGUGAAUGCACAGCGUGGGUUAGGCAGCCUGGAGCAAAGUCUGGGAUCUUGUGAGAACAGGUAAUGAAUGCAAACACAGAUGACUGUGUCGCUGUAUUUUGGCUGUUGAACCCCCCCCCCCCAACCACGGCCACAGCAGCACCAAUUCCUCCAGAGGACAGGUCUCUCUUAUGUGUGGCGGUUGGCUCCUCUAAUCAACGGGAUUUCUGCUAACAUGCAUAUCUCAGCAUGUCCAACACUGUACUGACACCCUGUUAACAUGCCACGGUGUGUUUCCUGGUCUGGGCCCACACUUUUUUUUAAAAAGGUAUGAAUGGUUAUUUAUCAGAUUUGUGCUCUACUAAAGACACAUGCCAGUGGAGAUGUAUCCAUAGUAACUACGUAAAAUACUAUAAACUUAAAUGUUUGUUGUAAAUGUCAUGAGUUGUACAUUUGGAGGACUGUAACUCAACAGAUAAUUAAAGAUGAU